AUGAGCGAGCAUGCGACCACAUCUGCUGCGGGGCAAAUACCCGUAGAGCCCAAAGGCUCCUAUCCCACCAGAUAUCUCGAGCUCGUGUUCAAGGGCAGGCGUCGGACCGAAGAGCUGCUCAAGCCUGAACUCGAGAACGGUAACCUCACCCCGCACGACUAUGAGCAGAGCACAAGAUUUCUGGGUGCCCCCACCCAGACAGGCUUUGGCCUCUCCGGGACGCUCCUACCCUAUGUCGUUGGUCCGUUCGCCGCUCGUUUACCCGCUUUCCGCAACCUGCGACUUGUGCCCGUGAAAGUCAGCACCGUCGCGUUCUUCACCGGCAUUUUGGGCUACGGUGUUGGCGAAGCCUACCGCAUUAGGUCUCACAUCCGAUUCGCCAAGUCACUUGAGAACCCUGCAGGCUUUGAACGUGCGGUAGAGAACGUAUUCCAUAGGAUCGAUGGAAUGCCGCAGGUCAAAGUCAGACUUCCUGUUGAACACAGGAACCGCAGUGAUUGGGGUGUUGGGGCAAAGGAGGACGAUCCCGUUGGACUCGGCAUGGAGCCCGGCAAGGAGGUCGAGGAGGGCUUCAUGGUUGAGCGUAUGGAGGACGCUGACCAGCCAUCUACUGGAACACAAUAUCCGGCAACACUGCCCUCGAUAUCUACGGAUGCCCAGCCACGGCAGAGCUCACAAGCAGAGUCGGACUCCUCACGAUCGACUUCGAAAUGGGAUCAAAUACGAGCCGCGAACGCUGGUCAGGGAUCCCAAUCAGCUUGGGAAGCCCUUCGACGCCGCUCCCUUCCUCCGUCAAACCCCAGUUCAUCUCAAGGAACCCCUGGGACCAGGAUACCAUCAGGGAGCAAUGUCCAGGUGCUUGUGAUCGAUGAAGACCAGGACCCAGAGAGGGUUGUUGAGCAGAAGAGGUUUGAUGAAAUGUUGGAGGCGGAGAGGAGAAGGGCUGCAGGGCAGGAGCCGCCGAAGGGGAGGUGGACAUGACGAGCCAGUUGGAGUGUCCUAGGUGUAAUAUUACCAGCCAUGACCAUGUCCAGGAGGUUGAUAUACGAUAGAGUAUUCCAAGUUCCUGAACAUGGUUCUGACGCUGGGUCAGGAAGUGUUGCAUUAUCUGCGACAGCUGCAAGCCUCUGUCCAGCGACUCGGAAUUGGCUUGUGCCGCCCCGACA
Messenger RNA from Gloeophyllum trabeum ATCC 11539, 1166 nucleotides. RefSeq lists its product as uncharacterized. The record is from RefSeq and is a predicted model, not a curated record. Lineage: Eukaryota; Fungi; Basidiomycota; Agaricomycetes; Gloeophyllales; Gloeophyllaceae. The transcript is spliced from 3 exons. Bases 1 to 981 code for a protein of 326 amino acids.